Messenger RNA from Sardina pilchardus (European sardine), 1128 nucleotides. Its product is annotated as transmembrane protein 121-like. The record is from RefSeq and is a predicted model, not a curated record. NCBI's taxonomy places the organism in Eukaryota, Metazoa, Chordata, Actinopteri, Clupeiformes, Clupeidae. The transcript has 2 exons. The annotation marks the transcript as partial.
AUGGCUCCCCCUCCGCCGGUCAACAGGCCGCACGCGUGCCUGUCCGCGGCGCUGAUCGUGUGCAGCAUGGCGCUGCUGGACGCCUACCUGGUGGAGCAGAGCGUUGGCGCGCGCAAGGUGGGCGUGGGCAUCGUGGUGCUGGUGGGCGACGCCUGCUUCCUGAUCGCGCUGCGCUACGUGGCGGCGUGGGUGGGCGCCGAGGUGCGCUCGGCCCAGCGCGGCUACGCCAUGGUGCUCUGGUUCUUCUACGUCUUCGUGCUGGAGAUCAAGGUCUACUUCGUGUACCAGAACUACAAGGCCAGGGCGUCGUCCGCGGACGCGCUGGGCCGCAAGGCGCUGACCCUCCUCCUGUCGGUCAGCGUCCCCGUCCUCUACGUGGUGCUGGCCGCCAUCGACCACAUGGAGUACGUGCGGCCGGUCCGCAAGCGCGAGGAGAUCCGCAGCCGGCUCUUCUGGGUGGUGGUGGACCUGCUGGACGUGCUGGACGUGCAGGCCGGCCUGUGGGAGCCGCAGCGGCGCGGCCUGCCGCUCUGGGCCGAGGGCCUGACCUUCUUCUACUGCUACAUCCUGCUGCUGGUGCUGCCGUGCGUGUCGCUGAGCGAGAUCAGCAUGCAGGGGGUGAACAUCGCGCCGCACCGCAUGAUGCUCUACCCGAUCCUGAGCCUGGCCGCCGUCAACGUGGCGACGCUGCUGAUCCGCGGCGGCAACCUGCUGCUGUACCGCGAGGCGCGCGUCUCCGGCGUGCUGGUGGGCAAGAACGUGGUGGCCAUCGUGCUCAAGGCCUGCAGCUUCGCGCAGUACCGCAAGAGCCUGCAGGGGGCGACGACGAGCAACGCCGCCACCACAACGACGACCACGAUGGGGGUCAGUGUCGGCGGCGGCGGUGUUAUCGGCGUCGGUAUGUCGCCGGCGUUGACCGCCGAGCUGCACAAGAACAGCAUCAUCGUGACGCACACCACCGGCGGGCACAACGCCAUGGGCGGGGGCGUGCCCAUGAGCAUGAGCGUGCCCGUGACGCUGAGCGUGCCCAUGCACGUGCCCGUGAUGAUGCCGGUGGCGAGCAUGCCCGGCAUCCCGCCGCAGGUGGUGAUCCAGGACUUGACCACUCUGCCAGAGGAGAGCGAGGGA